Chelonoidis abingdonii (Abingdon island giant tortoise) is the source of this 1802-nucleotide messenger RNA. RefSeq names its product crooked neck pre-mRNA splicing factor 1 (gene CRNKL1). The record is from RefSeq and is a predicted model, not a curated record. Gene Ontology annotation, biological process: spliceosomal complex assembly; mRNA splicing, via spliceosome. Gene Ontology annotation, cellular component: post-mRNA release spliceosomal complex; U2-type catalytic step 2 spliceosome; Prp19 complex. Gene Ontology annotation, molecular function: protein binding. NCBI's taxonomy places the organism in Eukaryota, Metazoa, Chordata, Testudines, Testudinidae.
GCUGAAGUAUGCAGAAUGGAAAUGAAGAAACGCCAGGUUAACCAUGCCCGCCAAAUCUGGGAUCGAGCCAUCACUACCCCCCAGGGUCACCAGUUCUGGUACAAGUAUACUUACAUGGAAGAGAUGUUGGGGAACGUUGCUGGAGCACGUCAGGUGUUUGAACGCUGGAUGGAGUGGCAACCGGAGGAACAAGCUUGGCAUUCCUAUAUUAACUUUGAACUGAGAUACAAGGAGGUGGAGAGGGCACGCACUAUUUAUGAGAGAUUUGUCAUUGUGCAUCCUGAUGUUAAGAAUUGGAUCAAGUAUGCCCGCUUUGAAGAGAAACACAGUUACUUUGCCCAUGCAAGAAAAGUAUAUGAGAGAGCAGUGGAGUUCUUUGGAGAAGAACAUAUGAAUGAGCAUUUGUUUGUGGCCUUUGCAAAAUUUGAGGAGAACCAAAAAGAAUUUGAGAGGGUGAGAGUGAUCUACAAAUAUGCCCUGGAUAGAAUUCCAAAACAGGAGGCCCAAGAACUCUUCAAAAAUUACACCAUCUUUGAAAAGAAGUUUGGAGACAGAAGAGGCAUUGAAGACAUUAUUGUCAGCAAAAGGAGAUUCCAGUACGAAGAGGAAGUGAAGGCUAAUCCCCACAAUUACGAUGCAUGGUUUGAUUACUUGCGGUUGGUUGAAAGUGAUGCAGAUCCCGAUACCGUACGUGAAGUUUAUGAAAGAGCCAUUGCCAAUGUUCCACCAAUUCAAGAGAAGAGACAUUGGAAGAGAUACAUAUAUCUCUGGAUCAACUAUGCAUUGUAUGAAGAACUGGAGGCAAAGGAUCCAGAACGAACCAGACAGGUAUAUCAAGCAUGUGUGGAACUCAUUCCCCACAAAAAGUUUACAUUUGCCAAAAUGUGGCUGUUGUAUGCUCAGUUUGAAAUAAGACAGAAAAAUCUUCCAUUUGCCAGAAGAGCUUUGGGAACGUCCAUAGGAAAAUGCCCAAAGAACAAACUAUUUAAAGGCUACAUUGAACUGGAGCUACAACUGCGGGAGUUCGAUCGCUGCCGGAAACUGUAUGAAAAAUUCCUGGAGUUUACACCUGAAAACUGCACGUCAUGGAUUAAAUUUGCUGAGUUAGAAACCAUUCUUGGUGAUACCGACAGAGCCCGGGCAAUAUACGAAUUGGCUAUUGGUCAACCUCGAUUAGACAUGCCAGAGGUUCUUUGGAAAUCCUACAUUGACUUUGAAAUUGAGCAAGAAGAGUAUGAGAAAACAAGAAACCUUUACCGCAGAUUGCUUCAGCGGACACAGCAUGUCAAGGUAUGGAUCAGUUUUGCUCAGUUUGAACUUUCUGGAGGAAAAGAGGAGAGCUUGCUAAGAUGCAGACAGGUAUACGAAGAGGCUAAUAAAACAAUGCGAAACUGCGAAGAGAAGGAGGAGAGACUCAUGCUUCUGGAAUCCUGGAGAAACUUUGAAGAGGAGUUUGGAACAGAUUGCAAUAAAGAGAGAGUAGAGAAACUUAUGCCAGAUAAAGUCAAGAAGAGAAGAAAAUUAAAGGCUGAAGAUGGGUCCGAUGCUGGCUGGGAGGAAUAUUAUGAUUAUAUCUUUCCAGAAGAUGCUGCCAACCAGCCCAACCUCAAACUGCUUGCUAUGGCUAAACUUUGGAAGAAACAGCAACAAGAAAAUGAGGCUGAAGAGAUGGAUCCAGACAAGGACAUUGAUGAGAGCGAAUCCUAACGCUCCAUUUCUCCUCCGCUGCCCCCGUGCAUUUGAUUUUUGUACAGUAUUUAAUCUGAGAUUGACUGAAUAAAUGUAUUUGAGUAACUUUUUAA